GUUUCAAUAAAUAGUCUGUCUACCUUUUGCUGUCUGCUUCCUCCCAGCUCAGCUCCUAUAACUGCUGUCAGUGGGCAAGAGAUACGGAUAGUUUAUUUUAUCCAUUAUUUCACCACCUGCGAGUCCAUACAUUAGCGACUUCAACUGACCAGGGAUAUGGAAGAAGCCCUCAACAGCACUAUACAUCCGACCUGUUUACAAGAACCCCCACUGGCUAUCGAUAUCAUAAAGCAGCUGGAUGUCUUUGGGGUGGCUCUGUACUCCAUGCUGACCCUCAUGUCUACGCUGUCCCUGCUACUAUACCUGGAGGAGUGUGUGUUUAUCUAUAGAAAAGUCCCRUCUCCCAAGAAGACAACUAUUAUGUGGGUAAAUGGAGCUGCACCGGUCAUUGCUACCAUGGCUUGUUUUGGGAUGUGGAUCCCAAGGGCAACCAUGUUUACAGAUAUGACCUCUAAUUCGUACUUUGCAGUGGUGGUGUAUAAGGUCUUAAUUAUGCUGAUAGAGGAGAGUGGGGGUAGCGAGACCUUUCUGAAGCGCAAUUACAAGAAAACCUUCAAGAUCAGUACAGGACCGUGCUGCUGCUGCUGUCCUUGCCUGCCCCGCAUUCCRGUCACACGGCGUAUGUUAUUCCUGCUGAAGCUGGGGGCUCUUCAGUAUGCUAUAUUAAAGACACUUCUCUCAAUCCUCUCCAUAAUAUUGUGGACCAACGGCAACUUUGAUAUUUCUGAUAGUGAGAUCACAAACACGGCGAGUUGGAUCAACCCAUUUAUAGGGGUUCUCACCAUCAUCUCCCUUUGGUCUGUCGCCAUCAUGUUCAUGAACACAUGCAACACACUGCGUAGCGUCAGGAUCAUACCUAAGUAUGCCAUGUACCAGCUGGUGCUGGUGCUCAGUCAGCUGCAGACGGCCAUUAUUAACGUCCUGGCCUUGGAUGGAACCAUUGCCUGCUCCCCGCCCUUCUCCUCUAGAGCCCGUGGCACCAUGUUGAGUCAGCAGCUAAUGAUUGUGGAGAUGUUCAUCAUCACCCUGGUCACCCGGGCGUUGUACCGCCGCACUUAUGACCCACUGCCCUCCGACCCCCACGAGACUGACAACGACCAGAACACCAAUAUCAGCCUGCAGGCACAAUACAGUGGGAGCAUGCUGCUGAGAGAUUGUGGUGGAGUGAAUAGAGAGAGAGAGUGUUUAUUCGAUUGA
Molecule: messenger RNA, 1197 nt
Organism: Salvelinus sp. IW2-2015
Lineage: Eukaryota; Metazoa; Chordata; Actinopteri; Salmoniformes; Salmonidae
Source: RefSeq, a predicted model, not a curated record